CAGGCGUCCAGCCCGCUGUAGUUACGUACGGAGCUCUCCCGCUCUCCGUUCCCGGACACAGCUUGCUUCCCCUUUCCACUUCCACUUACAACAUCCGGCUCCGACACCAGACAUCACUCUCCGUCAUCACCGCGCGGUAGUAGAGAGCUAUACUCCUAUCGCAUACCUUGUUUCUACACUCACCAAAUCCUUCACAAUGGCCGCUCCCGAGGUCCACCAUCUCUUCCACCACCCCAUCGCCGACCACUCCUUCUCGGCCGAUCGCCAGACCUUGGCCAUUGCCCGCGACACUCAGGUCGAGCUCUACGGCAGAGUCGGCAAUGCCUUCAAGCUCAAGGAUGAGCUCAAGGGUCAUGACAAGCUUGUCACCAGCGUUGACAUUGCCCCCAACACUGGCCGCAUUGUGACUUGCUCUCAGGACCGCAACGCCCUCGUCUGGGAACCCUCCCCCACCGGCUACAAGCCCACCCUCGUGCUCCUCCGCAUCUCCCGCGCCGCCACCUUCGUCCGCUGGUCUCCCUCGGAAGCCAAGUUCGCCGUCGGCUCCGGUGACCGCGUCAUCGCCAUCUGCUACUUUGAGGAAGAAAACGACUGGUGGGUAUCCAAGCACCUGAAGAAGCCGAUCCGGUCCACCAUCACCUCCGUCGCCUGGCACCCCAACAGCGUCCUCCUUGCUGCCGGCUCCACCGACGCCCACGCCCGCGUCUUUUCCGCCUUCAUCAAGGGCACCGACCAGCGUCCCGAGCCGAGCCCCUGGGGCGAGAGAUUGCCUUUCAACACGGUCUGCGGCGAGUUCCUGAACAACUCUGCCGGAUGGGUGCAUUCCGUUGCCUUCAGCCCAAGCGGCGACGCUCUGGCGUUUGCGGCGCAUGACUCCUCCAUCACCGUCGUCUACCCCUCUGCGCCCGAGCAGCCGCCCAAGGCGGUGAUCAGCAUCAACACGCAGCUUUUGCCCUUCAUGAGCCUCUUCUGGAACGGAGAGACCGAGAUCAUUGCUGCGGGUUACGAUUGCGAGGCCUUCCGCUUCCAGGGUGGCGAGCAGGGGUGGCAGCUGGCGGGCACGCUGGAGAAGGCCAAGGCUGGAGGAAGACCGGGUCUUGGUGACGAGGACAGAGAGGAGUCUGCGCUGAACAUGUUCAAGCAGAUGGACCUGAAGGGUAAGGUCAGCAAGGAUGAUACCAUGUUGAAGACGGUGCAUCAAAAUACGGUCACUAUGUUGAGGCCCUUUGAGGAGAGUGGUGGACGGGUGACCAAGUUUAGUUCGAGCGGUGUCGACGGCAGAGUCGUCAUCUGGCACACCUAGAUUUCUUCUUCAUGAAAGAGGGUAUAGCCGCACACCUAUGGAAGCAAAAAGCCCGCAAGCGAAGCGUAACAUUUAAUGUUAAUGGAGCAAGAGUGAACGGCUGAUGAUGAAUCAAAUUCAAGUUCAAGAUCGAUCAUUGUCAGUUUAGCGGGUAACUUUCCCGGUCUUUGAUUUCUGCCCUAUCCGUGCCUCCCGGUAUCCGCCAAAGUGAUUGAUAGUCCAUCCACCCAUUGUAUAGAGACCCAUCAUGUCACUUAUCAACAGUGAGCUAUCCGUUUGUCAUGACCGCCCGGCCGAUACCGCAAGAUAUGUAUGUGUGAAUCAGACACACAGUCAACAACACAUACAGGUUCAUACAUACAAAGCGAUUCAUUGACUACC
Messenger RNA from Neurospora hispaniola, 1684 nucleotides. Its product is annotated as actin-related protein 2/3 complex, subunit 1. The record is from RefSeq and is a predicted model, not a curated record. Gene Ontology annotation, molecular function: actin filament binding. The coding region runs from base 197 to 1303 and encodes 368 amino acids. NCBI's taxonomy places the organism in Eukaryota, Fungi, Ascomycota, Sordariomycetes, Sordariales, Sordariaceae. The transcript has 3 exons. Gene Ontology annotation, biological process: Arp2/3 complex-mediated actin nucleation. Gene Ontology annotation, cellular component: Arp2/3 protein complex; actin cytoskeleton.